GUUUUUGAGAUGAGGUUUGCAAAGAUGCCUGAUGACCCUGUGGAGCCCCCACCACCUCCUCCACCUGCAGCACCAGUAGUCAGUAAAAGCACAGAAAGUUCGGACAGCAGCGAAGAAAGCUCCUCAGACUCCGAUAGCUCUGAUUCAGAGGAAGAACGGGCCAACAGAUUGGCAGAGCUGCAGGAACAGGAUGCCAGACGAAUAUCUGUUGAGAAGGAAUUACAGCACCGAGGUGCAAAGACCAAGACGACUUACUCACCAGCAGAUGCAGUCUCACGUACUGAACAGCAAGAAUACCCCCACUGGCAGUUCACAGAGAUACAUCCGCUAAAGGCAGUACAUGAGCAGUUAGCUGCUUUGUCGCAAGCUCCAGUGAACAAACCAAAGAAGAAAAAAGAAAAAAAAGAAAAAGAAAAGGAAAAAAAGAAAAAAGAGAAAGAUAAGGAUAAGGACAAAGAUAAAGACAAAGAGAAAGAUAAGGAUAAAGAAAAGGACAAAGAAAAAGAAAAGCACAAAAUGAAAUCUGAAGAAGAGAAGAAAAACAAAUCGGUACAACCAGGAAAGCCAGUACAACAGAAGAAGUCCGCUUCGAAAAAGGCAAACAGUACAACCACAACAAACAGGCAGCCCAAAAAAGGAGGAAAGCAAAUGCCUGCUGUAACAUGCGACUCUGAUGAAGAGGAAGAGGGUUUACCAAUGACUUAUGAUGAGAAACGACAGCUAAGCUUGGACAUUAACAGACUUCCUGGAGAAAAGUUGGGCAGAGUUGUACACAUCAUUCAGUCACGAGAGCCUUCUCUCAGGGACUCUAAUCCUGAUGAAAUUGAGAUAGAUUUUGAAACUCUAAAACCUACAACUCUUAGAGAACUAGAAAGAUAUGUUAAAUCAUGUUUACAGAAGAAACAGCGGAAACCAUUUCCUGUCACAGGGAAAAAGCAAGCAUCAAAAUCUAAGGAGGAACUAGCACAGGAGAAGAAGAAGGAGUUGGAAAAAAGACUACAGGAUGUGAGUGGACAGCUGAACAAUAACAAGAAACCUCCUAAAAAAGCAGAAAAGUCAGGAUCUGGCCCAGCUGGUGGUCCCUCAAGGUUAAGCAGCAGCAGUUCUUCAGACUCUGGAAGCAGUAGUUCUAGUGGAUCCAGCUCUGACAGUAGUGACACCGAUUAAUUUCUGGACCACUGAAACUAAAACAACAUAAAUCUGUUGGCAGCAUUCCCUUCUAAGGCUAAUAUAAUUCAUUUAUUUCACCAAGAUGACUUCUGUAAAAUUCGCAAGAGUCCUGCAACUUCCAUUUUACCAUGGGACAAAUCUCAUUCUUUCCCCUUUAAGUGGUAUUUUUAAUAUUACUUGCAUUGUAAGGUUUGUUUUGUAUUUUUAAUUCAAGUGCUUCUUUUCAGAUAAGCACAUAAAGAACUUCAAGAAGAUCACUUGAUUUAAGAAGAAUUAGUAAGCAAGAGUUCUGCAGUUAUAUUGCCUUCUCAUUUCUUGUGCAUGUAACAUGUUUGUAUAUAAUCGGAGUUUCUACUUUGACUGAGGUUUUAUAUAAAAAGAAGAAAAAACUGCCGGAGCCAGAAACUCUGUCAUGGGAAAAAAGUUUUUGGUUCUUUUUAGCACUUCCUUGAAUGGUUUUGAGUGUCCAUCAGUCAUCAGUUUGCAUGUCCAUUCAUGUUUCAUGGUCUUAAUUUGGAUUUUUUUUCCUGCUAUGUUUUGACCAGGUUUCCUUCUGUUUUUCAGAAGGCUAGGUUAAAGCACGUCAUUUUAAUCUGAGCAACUUUCUUUUAUUAUUGAAACCAGUUACAUUACCAAAUAAUGACAAAGAUGAUAUGUGGGAGUUGAAUAUGUACACAAGUCUUUUAUUUCUCCGUUGUUUUAAUAUUAUUGAAAAUAUGUACAUUUCCCUAUACUGGCUCUUUCGUUGCAAUACACAUGGAAUGUGAAGCACUAAAUAUCUGAUAGUAAUAUUUCACUUGAUGCCACAUAGAAUAAUGAAUGCGUAGUAGUAGCUGAUGAAACUUGAAUUUAUCCAUUUGUACUGGAUUUGCUUUCUCAUAUUCCAGUUUAUUUUGGAGAUUAAGGGCAAACACCUAAACAUAUUCGCAGGCUCAUUAAAAAAAAAAAAAUUUUUAUGUGGAAGAGUAACCAACAGAUACCAUUUUUGAAAUUCCUCAUGUAUUGAGCAUAUUUAAAGAAAGUUCCUCACAUCCUGACUUUUGAGAAAACGUCUGUAUUUCUGCUGCCCAGGGAAAAGGUUGUUGCACUUUUGGCAAAACAAAGUAUAUUUCAUUGCUGGUUUUGUACAUAAUACAUUUCUUACUGAAGUCCUUGAAGGGAACAUCACUGCUGUGCUAAUGCAGAGUGCAGGAUAGGUCUUUCACCAUACUGAAGCUUUUACCUCACACAAUGUUUUUUGUAAUGGACAGAUUUUUUCUAUAACUGAUUGCAGCGCUGCAGCAGUUCUACCUGCACCUCUGCAUCACAUUCCAUUAGCAUUAUCCCUGUUUUUUAUGUAAAUAUAUAUAAACACCUUAUUUAUUGACAUAAUAGGCAUUUUUCUUCAGACUGCAUAACCUGAAAAUGCAGAACUUUUUAGUUUGGUUCUCUCUUUUUUAAUUACAAAAAAACAAACAAAAAAAAGAUCUUAUUUUGAAAUGUCAAGAUAUUUUACCUGCAGGUACUUAAACUUACCUGUGUUGGUGCUUUGUUAUAUUUUUAUGUUCUUGAUUUUAAUACUUUGGGAUUUUGUUGUACAGAGACUUUUAGAAACAUGUAUACUUAAAACUGCAGCACAUUUUUAGCACACAUUUAAGAUAACUUUAUGCUUAAAAUGUUAGAAUUGUGCCCGGAAGGGUUUUGUAGAGGAUCCCAGCUAUAUGACUUUAAACUGUAAUUUAAAAGAUUAAAACUUUAAUAAAGCUUAGUGUUUUAAUAGAAAGUUAUGGUUGUUUUAGGUUGCUAUCAAAAAAUAACCCAAAGUAGCCGUUUAAGGCUGGAGGUUGUUUCAGCUGCCUAACUUUCAUAAUUCCUGAAAUUUAAGAGUGGUGGUCUGUAUUUGAGUAUGCUUGCGUUAGACAUUCUUUAUUCGUUUAAGUAUUUGACAUCCACUCCCUUAUGUAUAUAGCCAGAUUGUCCUUUGUGUUAGGACUUUCUUAUAACAGUCAUCAUAGGCCAGGAGUUAGACAUGUCCUUUUUAAGGUACAGCCACUAAAAAUCACACUUCAUUUACCAACCACCUCUUAGCUUCCAGCCUCUCCUGUAUUUUUCUAUUUCAUUGCAGCUUGAAAUAGCAUUUUUAAUUUAGUAACAUCCCAUAUUCUGCAAUUAAAGUGGUUAAACCUUCAUGAGAAUUUGUUUUUAAAUACUUCUCACAGUUCCAUACUUGAAUAUCUUGCCUUGUAUCAGAAGUGACAGUUAAUCAUUUUAGACCAUGCCAAUGUGCCUGUCUAGGCAGGUAAUGAAAAUGCACUGAAUUUCCCUUGCAGGAUUCACUCUAGUUGUACUAUAGCCUUUUGAAUGUAUUCACCUUUUUCUGUGAUGUUUUUAUUGUCUAGAUGACUUAAGUGUAUGAAAGAUCCAUUAUCAUACAUUUGAGGUUUAGAUGGUCUGUCUUCAGUUUUUAACAGCAAGGUUUUAUUUCUUGUGGACUGAAUUCAGUGGAUUUCAUGUAAACAGUGAUCAGGAACCUUUAUAUUUACUUUGAAAGUAUAAUUGAGAGACUUGGUGGGCUCUUUUUUUCUGUAAUUUCCUUUAUUCUGUUGUUUUAAUAUUGCUUCAUCUAGAUGAAUGCAUUUUCUUGUUACUUUCAGGCUUUAUUUAUAUAGUCAUAGCAGAGGUUCUUUUUUUUUAGAAAUGGAUGGAAGAUUUAUCUUCCAGAAUGCACUGUGUUGUUCUGUAAAAGAAAAGUUCAAAAUGGAGUUUCACUGUUCUGCCAGGUGUUUGAGUAUUCAUAAAUGGGAUGUGUUUGAGAUCUGGAUGGCAACACAACUACACAACUUACAAGGUAUGUAGAAUGACAAGGCAGCAGGUACCAUGUAAUGACUUUUGUGUUCGUUUUUACCAGAUUACAUGUAGUACUUGUUAAAAAGUGAGGCAUAACAUUUGGCUCAUAAUGCUCUCUCUCUCUUUCUCUUUGUUGUAAGGAUAAUUUUAAGUCUUUCUGAUAGCAGACAGGAAUACUAUAUUUUUCAGUUCAUUCAACAUGUAUGAAAGCAGGCUUGGGGCAAGCAAGUAACAUUUCAUGACUUGUUUUUUUAGCUCUAAAAUGGCGUGGAUAUUUUGAGAAGGCACUUCUGACACAAUGAACAUGUACUGUGAAAUUUUCAUUUGUGUUAUGGGGUCAUCAGUUUGUAUUGUAUGUUAAGAAAGAGAUAAAACAUUGAAGGGGUGUACAUUUUGUGUACUUCAGAUUAACAUUGUAAACUUAAGACUGCACUGACAUUUCUGUUGCUGUCAUAUCCUGUUUAUUCCUUGUUAAAGAGCAGAUAUAGAGGUAUACAUCACUUUGUGAUGGGUAAUGCUUGCUUCAGCAAACCAACAUGGGCAUCCCAGUUCUAUAAAUAAGGUCUCCCCUUUUAUAUUUAAGGAAAGGUUCCUUUUAUGUAUGAUGUGCAUGCAAGUUUACAAAAAAAAAAUUCUUAAAUCUUUUUAGUGCAGUUUAUAGUGUAUUCCUGUAAAUGUCAGUUACUGGAGAUUGAGUCAUUGUAAGUACUACAGUUGUAGCUUGUUUAUUGCUUUACUGGCCUCAACACAGCAGAAAGGACAUUGAACUAAUCUUUGAUGUUAUUGAUAAUCAUGAACCCCUCUGUCAUGGGGAACUGCUUUUGUUUUCAUAAUAAACAAAAGAAAAGUAA
Messenger RNA from Protopterus annectens (West African lungfish), 4847 nucleotides. It is a transcript of the gene BRD3, whose product is annotated as bromodomain containing 3. Gene Ontology annotation, biological process: regulation of DNA-templated transcription; chromatin remodeling. The transcript is spliced from 6 exons. Bases 10 to 1167 code for a protein of 385 amino acids. Lineage: Eukaryota; Metazoa; Chordata; Ceratodontiformes; Protopteridae. The record is from RefSeq and is a predicted model, not a curated record. Gene Ontology annotation, cellular component: chromatin; nucleus.